GCACUCGGCGCUCCGGCAGGUGGCACUGGCCGCCUCCCCCGCGCCCCCCCGAGCCCCGCCGCCGCGCUCAGUCCGCCGGCGCCGAUGCUUCUGAGCGGAGCGGCCGGCUCGGAGCGCGGUGGCUGCAGCGGCGGGGCGGGGGCUGGCGGGGCCCCGCAGUGUGUGGGCACCAUGGCCCGCUGGCUCCGCGAACACCUGGGCUUCCGCAGCGCCCGGCCCGCGCCGCCCGCGCCGCCCAAGCCCGACUACCGUGCUGGGCCGCCGCCUCAGCCGCCCCUGCCGCCCGGGGGCGCGGCCGAGCCGCUGGCCGCCGCCCAGCCCGACAUCGUGGCGGCCUACCGGCUGCAGAAGGAGCGCGACUUCGAGGACCCCUAUAGUGGCCCGCCGCCCGCCGCCGCCCCCGAUGGACCCCGCUACGUCUCGCCCAAACACCGGCUCAUCAAGGUGGAGGCGGUGGAAAAGGUACCCGCCAGCCCCCCGCCGCCGGUGCCGGCCCCCCCCAGCUCGCCCCCGGAUGGCCCCGAACUGCCCGACGAGCCACCGCAGGAGCUGGCUGUUCUGGAGGACUAUGCGGAUCCCUUUGAUGCGACACAGGUGGCAGGUAGCCAGGCAGGGCUGGAGAAGGUGAUGGAGAAUGAUGGAUAUAUGGAGCCAUAUGAAGCCCAGAAGAUGAUGGCUGAGAUCCGCCAGAAGGGCUUACGGGAUGCUCCCGCCCGGCCGCUGCACCUCUAUGACACUCCUUAUGAGCCUGUGCUGGACGUGGACGGUGACUGCCCAGCUUGCCCCAGGCCCAGGGAGUCCCGGCUGCCUGAGGAUGAUGAGCGGCCACCGGAGGAAUAUGACCAGCCCUGGGAAUGGAAGAAGGAGCGGAUCUCCAAAGCCUUUGCAGGAGCAGCCAGGGCUUCAUGCACAUGAAACUGUCCAGGACACAGGAGAACAAGUACGUGCUGGGUCAGCACAGCCCACCCUUUGACAGCGUGCCAGAGAUCAUCCAUCACUACGCCAGCCGCAAGCUGCCCAUCAAGGGGGCCGAGCACAUGUCCUUGCU
This is a messenger RNA of Cinclus cinclus, 1048 nucleotides long. Its product is annotated as SH2 domain-containing adapter protein B-like. NCBI's taxonomy places the organism in Eukaryota, Metazoa, Chordata, Aves, Passeriformes, Cinclidae. The record is from RefSeq and is a predicted model, not a curated record. Gene Ontology annotation, molecular function: phosphotyrosine residue binding. The coding region runs from base 85 to 915 and encodes 276 amino acids. The transcript is spliced from 4 exons.